CCAGGGGAGAGGGGAUCUCUGUGAGACAUUUGCCUGCACCAAAACCCCUCCCUUUUAUCCCCCUUUUAGUUUUUCUUGGAGCACAGCAGCAGCGUCUCACGUUGUCGCCGUCAUGGGAUUUUUAGGCAGUGACUAAACAGAGUUUGUUUGGGAACAAACAGCCUGGAGACAUGACGAAUGGAACAAACUCAAAUUUCAGGCAUGUGCUCUCCUCCCUGGGCAGGGGAUAGCUGUAACGGGAUUGCCAGCCCUGGGUGCUGCCGUGGUGGCACUCAGGGGCUAGAUGCGGCGUUCCCAAGGGCAGGAGCAUUAAAAGGAGCUCCUGUGCCCAGCAGGGGCAUGUCAAUCCUGGGAUAUCAGGCUCUGUUCUCUGCCUAAGCCAAACUCUGGGUGUUAUUUUUCAGCAGUUUCCCUGCAUCAUCCCGUGAGCCUUGGUAAAAUCACAGGCGAGCGGCUCUGGGCCCAUAAGCCAGAUUCCUGGUUUAUAUAGGUUAUGUAGGUUAUAAACCAUGCUGCCUUUAUCACACAGAGCUCUCUCAUCCUGGCCUGACAAGCUGGGAUGCUGGCUGGAGUUUGCACGAGCUGAUGUCUUCAUUGGGACCCUCCUGCAGUGGGUUUUACACCCUGCAGAGCAAGGUCGGUCUCCCGAACCACCCGGUUCAGUCCAAAUUCGGAGCUGGCACCCCGGAGCCACGCAGACGUCGUUACCCUGGCACGACCAGCAGAAACCUCCCUUGGUGCCCUUUGUGCCAGGUAGCGCUCAGCUCCAUUACUCGCUGCCCUAAAAUUAGUAAAUGAACAGUCAGAUUUUUCCCAAGGAAUUGGCUGUAAAAGAAAUUCAGCUGGGGGUGCUCAGUGCCAGGCUUGUCCUGCUGGGCAGCAUGCCUGGAGCUGCAAAGCAUGGGGAGGAGGAUGCAACAGCCGGGAAGGAGCUGGGCUGGGGGUCCCCACAUCCUUGGAGGAGGACUGAACCACAGACACCCAGGCAAUGAGCUGCCGUGGGGGACCAGCCGGGUCCAGGCCUCCCUGGGCACAGCAAAGCUGCUCCCUCAGCUGGCAACAGCCUGGAGAUGAUGAGCAGGAGGUUUCUCGUGCCGGCAUUGCUGCCUUGAACAGCCUGUCCUGCCCCGUAACACCCUCCGUGCUUCCUCUCCCCAAGCCCGACCCGCCACUGAUGACUUUUUCAUGCUCUCCGGAAAGCAUGUUUGUGCUUGGAAAUACCUUCCCGCUUUGUUUGCCGCCGCUGCAUUGUUCGGCUCCAGGCUGAUACUAUCUCUUCUCCUGCUUUACAGCAUUUUUGUAGUACCCUUGGGUGAUGCUCGCGCUGGGGCGGGGUUGGGGUUCUGAACCUCUGCAGGCAGCUUUUGGCAGGGCAGACUUUUUUUGUCUGUCCCUUCAGUCCCCAAAGGCCACUGCACUCCCUUGCCCCCGGCACUAUCUCACCUCUGAAUCAAGGGGUUUUUCCAAACAAUUGCAAAACCCAGCAUGCUGGAGCUUUGCUUUACCCUUCCUUCCCCAGAAACCUGGGGAAGAGCAAACAGCUCACUGGCCUUGGUGCCACAAACUCGCCCUUCCACUCACUGCAAGCUCUUGGGCUUGAUAGAGGGGAGCCGCGGGGGCCACCUUGAUGUAUGCAGUGUGCAAGCCCCGUCCCACCAGUUCUGCUCGUCCUCUGUUUCCUUGCUUGGGGCGGGAGGGCUUCACCAAAGGUCUUUGCCCUUUUGCAGGCACAAAAGUGGUGAGAUGGGGUCAUCGGCAGGCUUUGAAACUGCCACCUGCUUCUUGCCAAAGGCUCAGAGCCAAGCGUGGGUCCUCAGCAGCCUCCGGCGCUCCCUGGCUCCCGGCACAGUCCUUGCGUGAACCCUGUGGCAGGCGUUCAUGCCACGGCAUUCAUGCCACGGCUUUACCAGGACGCCAGCUGCUUGCCAGGACUGGGGUUUUCCCGCUGUUGGUGAGAAAGGAGGGAUGUGUUAAUGAGCAACGAGGAGGCUGGAGGAGCUUCGAGAGGGACAUGCGUGAGUGAGUGUGCAGUUCUGGGCCGACUCUGGGUGACCUCCAGAGAUCCCUCCUGGCCUGGGUAUUUUUUUUAUUCCCCCUCCCCCAUGAUAAGGCAAUGGCAGGGCUCCCAUCCACUUGCUGCCAUCCAUCAGGCAGGAGGCAGCGGCCGAGUGCCCUGGCAAUAAACGCCCCUCUUAGCCCUGAAACCAAAUCAUGGUGGCUGCCUUCGUUUGUCAGCUGGGGUUGCUCCUGCAGCAUAGCUCCAUAAACCAUCAAUCCUCAUGUAUUUCGGGAGGGUGGGCAGAGGCUGGUGAUGCUGGGCGUUUCUGACCUGCUGGUGCCUUGUGUUUAACUGCUGCCUCGAGCUCAAGCGCUGCCUCAGCCGGAGCAGAUAAUACAUAUUUCCGUAAUUUCCCCCAUAGCCUUCAUAGAAGAGCCACAGUGCUGUUGGGAAAUUGUGGUUACCGUGAAAAGAAAGUGUUAGAGAGGGGGGGAAAAGUGUUUCCUCUGCUGGCAGAUAAAGAGGAGCUUCACUGCUGGGCCUUGGAGCAUCCUCCUGCGUGGGGAUGCCGUGAUAGGGGUGAGCAGGAAGAUGUGAUGCCGUGGUGGGUGGAGAUGUCUCUGUCAUAUCCCCGUGGUUGGGGAGGGGGGGAGUGUCCCACUCCAGGGAGAGCCGGUUUUCCCUGGGGACUCGCUUGCCUGGCAUGUGUGUCCUUGCUGAGCUUUGAAGCCAGCCGGGUGUUGGCAGGAUCAGGGUUUCCACCUUCCUCACGUCUCAGAUUUGAGGCAACAGGUCAGAUGGAGGACAUCAGUGCUCUUGCGGGGUGGCCGGGUUGGCCGGGGCUCCCAGGGGCCGCGGGCUGGAGGUGUGAGCAUGGGACGCUCUCUCCCUCCCCCAGAUUUGCCCACAAGUCCCCAUGACUCUCAAAGCCCAGCUCAUUUUAAUGGUUUUACAGGCAGGAGACGGAUGGGAGCUGUCGGUACCCCAUGACUGCAGCGUGCCGUCCCCAGCAGCACAGCCCCGAGGUCCUGGCUCAGAUCCUGCAUGGUUUAAAACCUCAUCCGAGGGCGUGGGGGUAAUCCCGGCCCUGGGGCAGUCAGUGCUCCCUGGUGCGGAAGUGCCCCCCCAGGAUUUUUGGCAGGGCAGUGUGAGGCUGGGACAGCCCAGCUCCAUCCCUGGGGGCUUCUGCUCACCAGGGGGGUUGCAGCCAAACCUGGGCCCAGCCCUCGGAGCAUCCCUUGUGGGGAGCACUGCCAGGCUCGCAUGGGAAACAUGCAGGGUCGCGUCCCGGGGGACUUGGCCUCCCCCACCAGCUGGGAGAUGUCACCGGCCCCGAUAGGAGCUGGGUAUGUUAACUCCGGCUUGCUGGGGCUCUGGCGGUCCAGAGAAGGCAAAGCUUUUGUGCUGGAGCUGUGAGUUGCUCUUUGCUGUCUUUGAGUGCCCUGGAGGAUGCCCUGGCGGAUACAGGGAUGCCUGAGGGGAUGUAGGGAUGCCCAGGGGAGCCCUUCCACUUGUAGGAAUUGAAGCUUUCCCCAGCAAGGAAACCCUGAGGGGGGUCAGCAUUCGGGAUACCCGCACCAUGGAGGCAGAGCUGGCAGCCCAGGAGCGCUGGCCUGGUGCCAGCAGCCUGUGUUUGGUGCACAUUGCCAUGGCCAGCUGGCGUGGCCAGCAACCGCGGGAGGUGGAGCGGGAUGCUAACAACAUAACAACUGUGUCCAACCCAGCAGCAGUGCCCUGCCAAAUUGCCCGCUAUCCCAAGGUUUAGUCAGGAUCAUUAAUUAUUUUAAUGUACUUGGCAUCUUUUUCAUUGCUCUCUGGUUUUAAUGUCAUGCUUGCGGUGAAGUCACAUGCGUGAGCUCUUGCACGAUCCUGUGACUCAAGGAAAUGGGGCUUUCGUGGAAGGCAACCCCAGAGAGAUGCAGGAGCCAUACCCAGUGUUGCUGUGGGUCGCCAGCCUGCCCAAGGGUGGCCAGGGCAGGGUUUCAUAUAAAGCCCAAUGAUAGGGUUUUAUCCCUGGUCCUCAGCUCCCCAGGUGGUUAUGCAGCACUGCUGUGCGGAUUUGGGAAGGAGCAUCAGUUCCUCAGUGGUGGGCUGGAGGACUGCACGCUGCAGGUCUCACCCUCCGGACACUACCUGGACCUCGACUUGUCCCUGCUGGAGCAGAAGGAUGAUCUGGAGGGUUUCUACGAGGAGGUCAGGAAGGGGAGACGGCCAACUCUGAUCCUGCGCACGCAGCUCUCUGUCCGAGUCCACGCCAUCAUUGAGAAGCUGUACAACUCGCAGGGGCCAGAGCUGCGGCGAUCCCUCUUCUCCCUCAAGCAGCUCUUUCAGGAGGACAAGGACCUGGUGCCAGAGUUCGUGAACCUGGAUGGGUUGACAUGCCUGAUCAAAGUGGGGGCAGAGGCUGACCAGAACUACCAGAAUUACAUCCUCCGGGCUCUGAGCCAGAUCAUGCUCUUUGUGGAUGGGAUGCAGGGUGUCAUCAACCACAACGAGACCGUCCAGUGGUUGUACACGCUGUCGGGAAGCCUGUUUCGCCUGGUGGUGAAGAUGGCGCUGAAGCUGCUGCUGGUGUUCGUGGAGUACACGGAGCCCAACGCCCUGCUCCUCAUCCACGCCGUCAAUGCUGUGGACCGGGCAAGAGGCACAUGCCCAUGGUCCAACCUGAUGGCCAUUCUGGAGCAACGCCACGGGGCUGACACGGAGCUGCUGGUGUUCACCAUGACGCUGAUCAACAAGACACUGGCAGCCCUCCCAGACCAGGACACCUUCUACGAUGUGACAGACUGCCUGGAGCAGCAGGGCAUGGAGCGGUUGGUGCAGCAAUACCUGGGCAGCAAGGGCACCGACCUCGACUUGAAGCAGCAGUUCGUGCUCUAUGAAAGUGCUCUCAAGCUGGAGGAUGAUGUGGAAGAGUCGCCCUCGGGGGGACGCAAGGAGAGGAGGAUGGACGAGGGCAGGCGUGGGUGGCGAUCCCAGGGCAGCUGCCCGGAGCCUGGCCCCAAUGCCCAGCCGCUGUUGGAGUCCGCUGGCACCCUGAAGGAGCCCCCCACCAAGGACACCCCAUCUGUCCCCACGCCGAGCAGCCCAGCAGAACCCUGUCCCGGCAGUGUCUACAACAGUGCAUCCAGCGUGCGGCUGGCCCUGGCCUCCCCGCCAGCUGAGGAGCAGCCCCCGGGUCUGGGCGAGCGCAGCGUCUACAAAGCUCGCUUCUUGGAGAACCUGGCCGCAGCCCAGAAGGAGAAGAUCUCUUCCAUGGCCAAGGGACGGCUCAAUGUCCUCAGUGAUGCUGCGCUGGAGUGUCCCACUGCUGUCCGGUGGGACAGGGAGAGCGGCACUGCUGAGCCUGGGAUGGAGCCACCCAGCAUACGGUCCCACCUGGCCCAGCCAGACACCAAUGACUCCUGCAGCACCAUCUCCUCCGACACCAAGUUUAUGCUGGACAUGCUCUACGCCAAGGGCUCCUCAGAGCCGAAGAGGGAGAAGGUCUUUCCUGACAUCCCGUUGUCCCCCCUGGUCCAGGGUGAGGUGGAGAUGGACACCGGGGGAGGUGGCAGCUGGGAGCAGGAGGACACCUGGCUCUGCAGUAGAGCUCCAGAUGGGCCAGUAGCCAACACCCACACCAAGCUGGCACAUGCUAUGUCCAGCAUAGAUGCAGAGACCCACACACAGAAGCUGGAGAACACCGGGAUGGUGCCCAUCAAGAAGGAUGUGGAGCUGACAUGGGAGCACCUGCAGGCCAGCCCUGUGCAGCUGAAGAUCAAGGAUCUGGACUUCACUGAUUUGGGGGAAGAGGAAGACUUCGACAUCCUGGACACGGGGCCCAUGGCCAAUGGCUCCUUCUUCUCUCCCAGCAUCAAAGCAACGAGCGCUGGAUCUCUCAUGGUUCCCCCUCCACCUCCUGCGGCCCCUGGCUGCCCACCACCUCCACCUCUACCUCCUGCGGUCCCCGGCUGCCCACCACCUCCACCUCCUGCAGUCCCUGGCUGCCCGCCUCCCCCAGGGCUGCCAGGCCUCUCAGUAGCGGAUGGUCCCUCCCAGGCUAAGAAGAAAAGGACAGUGAAGCUCUUCUGGAAGGAGCUGAAGCAGCUGGAUGGCACUGUGGGGUCAGGGAGGUUUGGCCAGGCAACACUGUGGGCAUCCCUGCAGAAUGUUGAGGUCAAUGCUGCCAAACUGGAGCAUCUCUUUGAGUCACGGUCAAAGGAAGUGCCACCUUCAAAGAAGGCUGUCGACGGGAAGAAGGUAGUGGUGGUGCUGGACCCUAAGCGGAGCAACGCCAUCAACAUUGGCCUCACAGUGCUGCCGCCUGUGCACAUCAUCAAGACGGCUGUGCUCAACUUUGAUGAGUUUGCAGUCAAUAAGGAAGGGAUUGAGAAAAUCCUGACCAUGGUCCCGACUGGGGAGGAGAAGCAGAAGAUCCAGGAGGCCCAGCUGGCCAACCCUGAUGUGCCCUUGGGCUCUGCAGAGCAGUUUCUGCUUGCCCUGUCUUCCAUCAGCGACCUCACGGCCAGGCUCCAGCUCUGGGCCUUCAAGCUGGAUUAUGAGAGCCUGGAGCAGGAGAUUGCAGAGCCACUCUUUGAUCUGAAGGUGGGCAUGGAGCAGCUGGCCAGAAAUCACACCUUCAAGUGCAUCCUGGCCACACUGCUGGCCAUGGGCAACUUCUUGAACGGCUCACAGAGCAGAGGCUUUGAGCUGGGCUACCUGGAGAAAGUCUCGGAAGUGAAGGACACAGUGCACCGGCAGUCCCUGCUCCACCAUCUCUGUCAGAUGGUGGUAGAGAAGUUCCCAGAAACCACUGACCUCUACUCAGAGAUUGCCUCCAUCACCCGCUCUGCCAAGGUUGACUUUGACGAGCUGGCCAACAGCCUGGUGCAGCUGGAGCGGAGGUGCAGGGCCUCCUGGGACAACCUGAAGGUGAUUGCCAAGCAUGAGACCAAGCCAGUGCUGAAGAGCAAGCUGACGGACUUCCUCAAGGACAGCACCCAGCGCAUUGUUGUCUUGAAGGUGGUGCACAGGCGUGUCCUCAACAGGUUUCACUCUUUCUUGCUGUACCUGGGGUACCCGGCAAGCACGGCGCGGGAUGUGAAGGUGACACCCAUCUGCAAGCUGCUGCGGGAGUUUGCCCUGGAGUACCGUACCUGCCGGGAGCGUGUCCUGCAGCAGCAGAAGAAACGGGCUGCCCACCGCGAGCGCACCAAGACCCGUGGACGGCUCAUCACUGAGACAGAGAAGUUCUCCAGCAUCGCCGAGGCCACCGCUUCACCGCCCGCCGUGGUGUCCAGUGGCCCCGAGGAGCAGAUGGAAGCAGGUCACGAGAGCAUGAAGAAUGUGCUGACCUCCCCCACGGAUGUCCCUGCCCGCCGCAGCCGGGCCAGCCGGGGGACAGGGCAUGCCAGCCCGGCCCAGGGCUCUCCAGCCCAGGAGGAUGUUCCCAGCUCCCCAGACGACGCGUCAGAUGAAAUCAUGGACCGGCUGGUGAAAUCAGUGACUCACAACGCCAACCCCCGGCCCUGCGCCAACAAGGAGCGCAGGAGGUCCCGUGGCAAUAGGAAGUCCUGCUGUGACUCGGGCUUUGGGCAGGCGACGGCGCGGCACUUGGACACCAUGGGCUUUCGGGUGUUUGCCAGUGUACUGGACCUGCAGGGUCCCGGUGCCCAGGAGCUGCGCAGGAGCUGCUCGCCGAGGCUGACGCUGCUGCAGAUGGACCUGACCAAGCCAGAGGACAUCCAGUGCGUCCUGCAGCACAUCCAGGCCCACACCAACAGCACAGGGCUCUGGGGCCUGGUGAACAACGCUGGCUUCAACGACACCAUCGCCGACGCCGAGCUCUCACCACUUGGCAAGUUUCGGACCUGCAUGGAGGUGAACUUCUUUGGUUCACUGGAGCUCACCAAGGGGCUGCUGCCCCUGCUCCGCUCCGCCGGCGGUCGCAUCGUCACCGUGAGCAGUCCCGCGGGUGACCUGCCCUUCCCCUGCCUGGCAGCCUACGGGACCUCCAAGGCAGCCCUCAGCCUGCUCAUGGACACCUUCCGCAGCGAGCUCCAGCCCUGGGGCGUCAAAGUCAGCCUCGUCCUGCCUGGCUACUACAAAACAGGGACGACGUGUGACCCGGCCUUCUGGAACCUGCAGAAGGCUGGGCUGGUGGCCAGCCUGCCCCGGGAGCUGCUGCAGGCCUAUGGCGAGGACUACGUGGAGGAGAUCAACCGCCAGUUCCUCCAGUUCAUGAAGGUGGCGGUGGAGGACCUCAGCGCAGUGGUGAACAGCAUCACAGAUGGGCUCCUGGCUGCCAACCCAGCCGUGCGCUACUACCCAGGGCAGGGCCUUGGGCUCAUGUAUUUCAUACACCGCUACCUGCCCUAUUUUGUCCGAGACUUGUUCUUGAAAGGAUUCUUCAUCAACCCCAAGCUGCCUCGAGCGCUGCGGCAAGAGCACCACAACGACGUGAAGAAGGCCUGACCUCAGCCCGCAUGC
Molecule: messenger RNA, 8470 nt
Organism: Egretta garzetta (little egret)
Lineage: Eukaryota; Metazoa; Chordata; Aves; Pelecaniformes; Ardeidae
Gene: FHOD1
Product: formin homology 2 domain containing 1
Exons: 25
Coding region: 3884-8455 (1523 amino acids)
Biological process (GO): cortical actin cytoskeleton organization; actin filament network formation
Cellular component (GO): cytoskeleton; cytoplasm
Molecular function (GO): actin filament binding; oxidoreductase activity
Source: RefSeq, a predicted model, not a curated record